CUGUUCACAUGAUAAGGCGGAAAGUUCAGAGGGUCUCUUCAGUGGUUGCUCGUACAGGCUCGCGGGGAGUCUGAGAGUCUUUAUCUUUUAAACAGUUUUAUUUUUUUAACGGUAUUAUUUUUAAGAGGGUUUGUGGAGCCGGAGCGAGGAUGCAGCGAGUACCUGUCCUAGCGCUCGCGCUCGCGCUGUGCAGCGGGGUCGCGCGCUCGGACACACCUGCCAAUUGCACCUACGAGGAGCUGCUGGGGACGUGGAGCUUUCAGGUGUCCGACGUAGGGAAGGACAGAAACAUCAACUGCUCGGCCCCAGGUCCGGUAGUGAAGACAAUCACGUUGACCUUACAGAAGCUCUCUGUUGCUGUGGACGACCUCGGCCACACUGGCUUCUUCACGCUCAUCUACAACCAGGGCUUCGAGGUGGUGCUGAACGACUACAAGUGGUUCGGCUUCUUCAAGUACUCUCAGCAGGGUUCCGCAGUGACCAGUUACUGUGACCAGACGCUGCCUGGGUGGGUUCAUGAUGUUCUGGGGAAUAAUUGGGCAUGUUUUACGGGGAAGAAGGUUCAGCCCCUUCCACCAAAAUCUGUCCAAAGCCCUGCCAACACCUUCGCACACAACCCGUUCCUGCAGAUGUACAAGUAUGAUCUGGACUUUGUGGAGAGGAUUAACUCUGUCCAGAAGUCAUGGAGAGCUGCAGUGUACAGGGAGCAUGAGACCUUCACCAUCCAGCAGCUCAUGCAGAGAGCAGGAGGGCGAUCGUCACACAUCCCACAGCGUGUCCGACCUACCCCUGUUACCGCAGAGAUGCUGAAGAUGGCAGCAGGUUUGCCAGAGCAAUGGGACUGGAGAGACGUCAACGGAGUCAGUUAUGUCAGCCCAGUCCGCAACCAAGCAUCGUGUGGAAGCUGCUACUCAUUUGCCUCGAUGGGGAUGCUGGAGGCCAGAAUCAGAAUCUUAACCAACAACUCUGACACUCCUGUGAUCAGCCCUCAGCAGGUCGUCUCCUGCUCUCAGUAUUCACAAGGUUGUGACGGUGGUUUCCCGUACCUGAUCGGUAAAUAUAUCCAGGAUUUUGGAAUUGUGGAGGAGAAGUGUUUUCCGUACACGGCUAAAGAUUCCCCAUGCAAGGUCCCGGCUGAGUGCGUGCAUUACUACGCUUCCGACUACCACUAUGUGGGUGGGUUUUAUGGGGGCUGCAGUGAGACAGCGAUGAUGCUGGAGCUGGUGAGGGAUGGCCCCCUGGCAGUGGCUUUGGAGGUGUACUCUGACUUCAUGAGCUAUAAGGAGGGGAUUUAUCACCACACUGGCCUGCGCGACACUGUCAACCCCUUCGAGCUCACCAACCAUGCUGUGCUGCUGGUGGGUUACGGCCGCUGCCACAAAACUGGAGAGAAGUACUGGAUCGUCAAGAAUAGCUGGGGGGCCUUGUGGGGCGAGAGUGGCUACUUCCGAAUCCGUCGUGGGACGGACGAGUGCGCUAUCGAGAGCAUCGCCGUAGCUGCCAUGCCAAUCGCUCGGCUGUGAAGAGAUUAGAUUACAUGCAUCUGCCUGGAUUCUCUUAAAUUGUUAUUGAUUUUUCUAAAUGAUGCUGCAAGUGAGUUUAAUCAAUAAUUCAGCGAAGAAUCAGAUUCCCAUGUCAAAUGUAGUCGAUCAGCCGCGUCACGUUUGCAGGCUGAUCGGCUGCAUUUGGGUAACUGAUAUUUGCCUCAUCUGUCGCUUUAAGUGUGUUCGUGCUACUUUGUGCCUGUGUUCAGUCUAUUUUAAGCCAUUUUAAGGGAAAAAAUUGCCACUUUGCUCUGAUGUUUAACAUGAUUUUUCUUCUAAAAGCCUCAAGUGACAAGAUGAAGGCUUUGCACACAAUAUUCAGGUAACACAUGCUGAGGGACACAAGUGGUCUUUUUUGUAGUUUAGUGAGUUUAGUCUCACCAGUCAGGUGUUUCCCUUUUGAUCAACAUCUUAAUCAUGUAGUGGUUUUUUUUUUUUGUUUUUUUUUUCUCCUCUUCUUUAACUUUUUUUGUGCUGCUGUGCAGCCUUUCAUAAAGAGGUCAGGUCUGUUUUUUAAGGGAUAAUUAGUUCUUAGGGUUUUGGAAAGGGAUUAUUUUCCAUUAGCAUAUGUGCUAGUGUCCACCAGGGGUCAGCCAUGGCCUUCUCCCAGGACCCCAGAACUCCAGUUCACUAGGAAGGCCUUGUUUUCCCCCACUGCUGGCUGUAGCUUAAAAAAGGGAUGUUCUGUAAAAGUCUGUAACACCAGAUAAAUCGCAGGUUUUAAUCAGUUUGUUGGUUUUUCUCAGUCUUGUUUUUCUUCAGAAUGUUUGCUAAUCUUUCACUCCUUUCACGGAGACCUGGCUUCGUCUCGCUGCGAUGGUCAAGUCUCAGCGUUCUGUUUGAUGGAACACUUUAGGGACUGUCCACUUGGGCACAUUUUGUAGUUUUAUAAAUUAAUGUCCAAUAAAAGCUGCUUUUAAAGUUU
Molecule: messenger RNA, 2469 nt
Organism: Pygocentrus nattereri (red-bellied piranha)
Lineage: Eukaryota; Metazoa; Chordata; Actinopteri; Characiformes; Serrasalmidae
Gene: ctsc
Product: cathepsin C
Exons: 7
Coding region: 150-1523 (457 amino acids)
Cellular component (GO): lysosome
Molecular function (GO): cysteine-type endopeptidase activity
Source: RefSeq, a predicted model, not a curated record